AUGGGGCCAUGGCAGGGUGUUGAUCGACAAGCAGGACUAAAGAUCACCUGUGACAUGAAAGUGGAGAGGAUGGUACAGGAGGUGGGUGAUGAACAGAGCUGGAUUUGGCCCCUUUUAGCAUUUGCAUACCUCAUUGACUUCCCUAAGGGUGCAUACAUUUUUACUGUUAGUGUGUUGUUGAUUGACUUGUGUUAUGGUACAAUUUUCCCCAUAGUAUUCCUUCUUAAAAGAGUCACAUUCUGCAGAACCAAUAUUCUUCCACAUACAGCUUGUGAACACACUGGCUUGUCCAAAUAUGCUUGUAAUGGCCUUCAAGUAAAUAUCUGGUAUGGAUUUUUUGUUUUAAUGUCAACUGUCACUUUAGAUGUUGUGCUAAUAUUUAUUUCUUAUAUGCUGAUUCUCCAUGCUAUCUUCCGCCUCCCUUCCCAAGAUGCUCGCCACAAAGCUCUGAAUACUUGUGGGUCCCAUGUCUGUGUCAUCAUACUCUUUUAUGGUCCUGGGAUCUUCUCAACCCUCACAAAUCAAUUUGGACACCAGAUUUCAGCGGAUAUCCAUGUCCUGCUUGCCAAUGUUUGCAUUCUGGCUCCACCAAUGUUGAAUCCCAUCAUCUAUGGGGUCAAGACCAAACAAAUCCGAGACCAAGUGACUCAUGUCUUGUUUCUGAAAGUAAUAUGA
Messenger RNA from Peromyscus leucopus (white-footed mouse), 675 nucleotides. RefSeq names its product olfactory receptor 52B4-like. Lineage: Eukaryota; Metazoa; Chordata; Mammalia; Rodentia; Cricetidae. Gene Ontology annotation, biological process: G protein-coupled receptor signaling pathway. The coding region runs from base 1 to 675 and encodes 224 amino acids. The record is from RefSeq and is a predicted model, not a curated record. Gene Ontology annotation, molecular function: olfactory receptor activity. The transcript has 3 exons. Gene Ontology annotation, cellular component: membrane.